AUGAUGAUUUAUGAAUUCAAAGAGAAAGGCAUCAAGAAACAAAAAGUACUUAUAAAAGUUUCCGCUGAUGGGGUUUUUGUUUACUUAAGGAAAAAGCCUAAGUUUGGAAUUCGCUGGCCAGUGUCAAGAACAUUCAUUUCCACUUCACAAGUUCCUGGUACUCGAGUAUUCAGUGAAAUCCUGACCACAGAUACGACAUCUGUUAAAGAUUCGAAUGGCGGGACGGGAGAUUAUGACGCAAUGUCUGCAACUGGAAGUGGUUUACUUGGCCUGGGGUUAAGGGAUACAUCUAUGCUUGAUUGCAUGCAUCAGUCUAAUCUUUUGCUUUACCAUCCAAUUUACAGAAUUUUCUAUGUCUCACAUGAUUCCCAAGAUUUGAAAAUAUUCAGUUACAUAGCAAGAGAUAGUCGAACCAGUGUCUUCAGAUGUAAUGUUUUCAAAGCCUAUAAAAAGCUACAAGCAAUGCGAAUUGUACGAACUGUAGGUCAGGCAUUUGACGUCUGUCAUCGAAUCGCACUGCAGAAGCAAGAACAACAAUUAGAAACAACCGAAGACAGCAACAUUACAAAUAACAACAUUGACGAAAAAGAUGACCUCAAUGAGGAAACAGUAAAAUCUGAUAAGAAGACCAGUAGCAAUCUGAAUACGAAUAAUAAGUCUAAUGAAUCAACUAACCCGAAAAAUAUAAUGGUGAUGUAA
Molecule: messenger RNA, 699 nt
Organism: Heterobilharzia americana
Lineage: Eukaryota; Metazoa; Platyhelminthes; Trematoda; Strigeidida; Schistosomatidae
Source: the annotation of a GenBank genome assembly